GAGAGAGAGAGAGAGAGAGAGAGGGAGGGAGAGAUAGAGGGGGAGGGGGGAAUAGGUGAUGGGGAAUUGCUUCGGUUUUCCGGUGAACUCUCCAAGUCCGACAACCGCCAGACCGUCCAGUCCAGGACCGUCAACAUCAAAGACCACUAGUAGCACCACCACCACCGGGAAGCUUUCAAGCAUGAGCAGUAAUACCUUUGGGCAGUCUACUGGCAGUAGUGUAAGUGUUUAUGAGGCUUUUCCAGAGGGUCGGAUCCUUGAGGCACCGAACCUUCGAACCUUUACUUUUGCUGAAUUGAAGAAUGCCACAAGGAAUUUCAAGCCCGAGACAGUUCUUGGGGAAGGUGGAUUUGGGAGAGUAUACAAGGGAUGGGUGGAUGAGAAGACUCUGAACCCAGCAAGGAGUGGGGCUGGGAUGGUGGUUGCUGUAAAGAAACUGAAUCCUGAGAGCAUGCAAGGUUUGGAAGAGUGGCAGUCUGAAGUGAAUUUUCUGGGGAGGUUAUCACAUCCCAACCUUGUUAAGCUCUUGGGCUAUUGCUGGGAGGAUACGGAGCUCCUUCUUGUGUAUGAAUUCAUGGCAAAGGGCAGCCUCGAGAAUCACCUCUUUCGAAGAGGAGCAGCUUUUGAGCCACUAUCUUGGAGCCUAAGGCUGAAGAUAGCCAUAGGCGCAGCUCGUGGCCUUGCAUUCCUUCAUACAUCAGAAAAGCAAGUCAUUUACCGGGAUUUCAAGGCUUCCAAUAUCCUCCUUGACUCGAACUACAAUGCCAAGCUUUCUGACUUUGGAUUGGCAAAGCAUGGCCCAACUGGUGGAGACUCACAUGUCACGACACGAGUCAUGGGCACCUAUGGAUAUGCAGCUCCAGAGUAUGUUGCCACUGGCCAUCUAUAUGUGAAGAGUGAUGUUUAUGGUUUUGGAGUCGUGUUACUGGAGAUGCUCUCGGGUCAGCGGGCGCUUGAUACUAAUCGUCCAAGUGGGCAACAUAAUUUGGUCGAUUGGGCUAGACCAUACUUGGCUGAUCGUAGAAAGCUGUCACGGUUGAUGGAUCCGCGGCUUGAGGGACAGUACCCCUCCAAAGGAGCUCUUCAGGCUGCUCAGCUUACCCUGCGGUGUCUUGCUGGUGAUCCUAAAAGCCGGCCAUCUAUGAAAGAAGUGGUGGAAACACUGGAGCAGAUUGAGGCCAUGAAAGGCAGGUCAAGGGGGCCUAAUGAUGCCUCCCAGAAGCCCACUGCUCGCGACCAUGGCCGAAUUCCAGCACAGCCCCGUUCCCCACUUCCGACGAGGCGUGAUGGUGGUGGAUCUGGCAUGCCGGUGAAGCACCACCCUCCUAGAGUACAAUAACAUGAUAAGACUUGAUCUUGUCAAUUGUUCACGUCGACCAACCCCCAUUUUUGUUUGUUGUAAUCUCAAUCAUUGUUGUUCUUCUCUUCUUUCUUUUUUUUUUUUUUUCUUUUUUUUUCUUUUUUUUCUCCGGGUCAACAGUUUGAGGAUGUUCUGGUGAUUUGUAUUGACAAAAAUGAAUUUAAUCCGAUUAAAUGGAAUGAAAAUUUUAUCUUUUUAUACUGUAA
Elaeis guineensis (African oil palm) is the source of this 1566-nucleotide messenger RNA. RefSeq names its product probable serine/threonine-protein kinase PIX13. NCBI's taxonomy places the organism in Eukaryota, Viridiplantae, Streptophyta, Magnoliopsida, Arecales, Arecaceae. The record is from RefSeq and is a predicted model, not a curated record. Gene Ontology annotation, molecular function: ATP binding; protein kinase activity. Gene Ontology annotation, biological process: protein phosphorylation.